This is a messenger RNA of Ceratotherium simum simum (southern white rhinoceros), 1914 nucleotides long. RefSeq names its product G protein-coupled receptor 88 (gene GPR88). Gene Ontology annotation, molecular function: G protein-coupled receptor activity. The record is from RefSeq and is a predicted model, not a curated record. Lineage: Eukaryota; Metazoa; Chordata; Mammalia; Perissodactyla; Rhinocerotidae. Gene Ontology annotation, cellular component: membrane. Gene Ontology annotation, biological process: G protein-coupled receptor signaling pathway.
CUUCGAGUGGGUUCACCACAUCAGCCACCACUCUUGCUUCUGAGCACAGGGUGCUCUCCUCUGGAGCUCCACUUCUGCUUUUGCAGCUGAGCAUCCUUGCUCCUGCUGCCUGCCUGCCUGCCCACCCGUCUGGGCUUGCAGCCUGCCACUUUACUUUCUCCAGCCCCACUGCCAGCUGAGAAGUCUCCCUGCAGCUGCUGGUUUCUGCCUAGGACCAUGUGUGUGGAUGCUGCUUGGGAGAAGCAGGCACUUGCUCCUGGCACCGAUCCCAGCUGAGCUUCUCCUGUUGAUUUCGGGACCACUGAUGCUGCUGCUGAGGAGGUAUUUCCUGGCAUCCUUUCCUCUGCUACCGCCAGCUAAGGACCAGCCCAAAAGCGGGUGUCAGGAUGGGCCGCGCUGCGAGAAGCCGACGCUAGCGAGCGAGGUGUGAAGAGUUGGCCAGAAUGACCAACUCCUCCUCCACGUCCACCUCCUCCACCACCGGGGGGUCGCUGCUGCUGCUCUGCGAGGAAGAGGAGUCGUGGGCGGGCCGGCGCAUUCCCGUGUCCCUCCUGUACUCGGGCCUGGCCAUCGGGGGCACGCUGGCCAACGGCAUGGUCAUCUAUCUCGUGUCGUCCUUCCGAAAGCUGCAGACUACCAGCAACGCCUUCAUUGUGAACGGCUGCGCCGCCGACCUCAGCGUCUGCGCCCUCUGGAUGCCGCAGGAGGCGGUGCUCGGGCUCCUGCCCGCCGGCGCCGCGGAGCCCCCCGGGGACUGGGACGGCGCCGGGGGCAGCUACCGCUUGCUGAGGGGCGGGCUGCUAGGCCUUGGGCUGACUGUGUCCCUCUUGUCCCACUGCCUGGUGGCCCUGAACCGCUACCUGCUCAUCACCCGGGCGCCCGCUACCUACCAGGCGCUGUACCAGCGGCGCCACACGGCGGGCAUGCUGGCGCUGUCCUGGGCGCUCGCCUUGGGCCUCGUGCUGCUGCUCCCGCCCUGGGCGCCGCGCCCUGGCGCCACGCCACCGCGCGUCCACUACCCGGCGCUGCUGGCCGCCGCGGCGCUGCUGGCGCAGACCGCGCUGCUGCUGCACUGCUACCUGGGCAUCGUGCGCCGCGUGCGCGUCAGCGUCAAGCGGGUCAGCGUCCUUAACUUCCACCUGCUGCACCAGCUGCCCGGCUGCGCCGCCGCCGCCGCCGCCUUCCCCGGUGCUCCGCACGCGUCGGGCCCCGGGGGUGCGGCGCACCCGGCGCAGGCCCAGCCCCUGCCCCCCGCGCUGCACCCGCGGCGGGCGCAGCGGCGUCUCAGCGGCCUCUCGGUGCUGCUGCUCUGCUGCGUCUUCCUGCUGGCCACGCAGCCGCUGGUGUGGGUGAGCCUGGCCAGCGGCUUCUCGCUGCCCGUGCCCUGGGGCGUGCAGGCGGCCAGCUGGCUCCUGUGCUGCGCCCUGUCUGCGCUCAACCCGCUGCUCUACACGUGGAGGAACGAGGAAUUCCGCCGCUCCGUGCGCUCUGUCCUGCCCGGCGUCGGCGACGCGGCGGCCGCCGCCGCUGCCGCCACUGCCGUGCCCGCCGUGUCCCAGGCACAGCUGGGCACCCGCGCCGCCGGCCAGCACUGGUGACCCGGCCAGGGCCCGAGGGAAGCGGAGAUUCCGGCUUCCAACGUCCUUGGUCACUUACCAUCGCUUCCUGCCCUUGUGAAGUAUCCCCUGCCCGAACGAAGACUCCUGCCACGAAUCCCAGUAAAAUCGGUGCGAAGAUUUCCCCUUCGACCCCAGUGGGAUGCCUGAACCAAGGUCUCUCCCUAAAUGGGGUCCCCAAUGUCAUUUUUGGACGGCCACUUGAUUUUUACCCUUUGUUUCUGUGUUUUAGAGAAACCCUCAAGUCAAAACACUGGUCAAAUCCUAAAGUCAAAACUUCAAGAACUUGCGAACUGAC